Molecule: messenger RNA, 2367 nt
Organism: Blastomyces dermatitidis ER-3
Lineage: Eukaryota; Fungi; Ascomycota; Eurotiomycetes; Onygenales; Ajellomycetaceae
Product: phosphoserine phosphatase
Exons: 3
Coding region: 245-1687 (480 amino acids)
Biological process (GO): dephosphorylation; L-serine biosynthetic process
Cellular component (GO): cytoplasm
Molecular function (GO): magnesium ion binding; L-phosphoserine phosphatase activity
Source: RefSeq, a predicted model, not a curated record
CCAACAUUGAUCUCCCCCGCUACGCUACCUUCUUGAACGAAGAUGAAAGAUUCAUUAAGCUAUAGAAUAUCAGGUCAAUUGUAGAGUGAACAGCUGCGCCCGUCCGAACUUAUGAAUGCUGUCGAGUAUCAAGGCAUAUACACCUCAGUGGAUUGCUGGCAGUGACUUACAGCUUUAUGAGCAAGGUUUCGCUUCUUAAAGCUUGCACCUCCAAUACCUUCGCGCGUUUUUCUCUCAGCAUUCAAUGUCCGACACUCCUCCUGUCCGCGGGGGCCGCCCUGUGUUACGACAUAGCUCUCUCUCCGGUGGAUCCUUUAUACAGGAUCAUCAGCAGUAUAAACCCUCUUCGCACAAGCCCCCAACUAUACGGAGCAUCCUCCGGGGUCCUCAUGAGACCCUCACCUCCCCGAUGCCCCUCACUGGCUACCCCGCCAAUGAGCAGAGUGGCUCGAUCAAGGAAAGCGGAAUUGUGCACAGCAUCUUCAACGAGUCAUUAAGCUCUCUCCCUCCAAAUACUCCUAAAACCGUUGCUACGAUCUUUUACAAGGCGGCGUCCGAUCCAGUUCAUCCUCAUAUCCAUCCCGAUUCAUCCUCCUCUCAAACCAAACCCUCAGACCAGCUCCCCGUUCCAACCGUUGCGCCAGGUUCGGCUCCCACAUUAGACGUUGAACAGCUUCCUCGAGAACCACCAGCCCUUGAACCAGAGCCGUUAGAUCAUCUAUACGGCCCAUAUGUCUCGCAACUAUGUCUGACAAAUUUCUUGCAAGUGAUGGAGGACAUGCCCACUCCCUACCAGCGGAUGAGCAGCUCGCAUCGCUGUUUGGAUAAAGAGGAUCAGCCGCGAGUGGUAGAAGUGACAAUCUGCCCUCCUCCAAACCCGGAGUACCUAUCCUUCGAGGAUAUGCGGAAACACGAGAAUAUAUGGCGAUUUGAGCGGGAAUGGAAUGUGGAAGUUGUCAUGCAGAAGGAAAGCGUGUUUCGAAGACAUAAGCGGUUAGCUGUCUUUGACAUGGACAGUACCCUGAUCGAACAGGAAGUCAUUGAUGAAAUUGCCCGGUUCAUUGGCGUGGAGAAGGAGGUUUCGGAAAUAACUGCUCGUGCGAUGAACGGCGAACUUGACUUCUCAGCCUCCUUGGAAGCGCGCGUGAGACUCCUAAAGGGCGUGCCUGCAGACGUCUUCGAAAAACUCAAGUCCAUCAUUACCAUCGCACCCGGUGCCCGUGAACUCUGCGGCGCCCUGAAAACUCUCGGAUACAAACUGGCAGUUCUGAGCGGCGGUUUCCAACCCCUCGCAGAAUGGCUGGCUGGUGAAUUGGGGCUAGACUACGCCUUUGCCAAUCACCUCGAAAUCGACGCUACUACACAAACCCUCACCGGCAAGCUCGUGCCAGAUUACCCAAUCGUUGACGCCGCGCGAAAGCGGCACUUGCUCCGCACUCUCGCUGCUGACAAUGGCAUUUCUAUCGCGCAAACACUGGCCGUUGGCGAUGGCGCGAAUGACCUCCUUAUGCUGAAAGAGGCUUGGUUGGGCGUUGCGUGGAGGGCGAAGAGCAACGUGCAACUGGAAGCGCCGACUAGACUUAAUGGGACUUCGUUGGUGGAUGUUUUGUAUUUGCUUGGGUUGCGGGAAGAGGAGAUCAACGAACUGAUUGAGGCUGGGAAAGCGGAAAAGAGAGAGGUAGCUUAAUUUAACGAAGGCUUUCAAAACACCUGUAUUUUGGAUCUAACCUCAACCGACAUAUAUAAAGGGUAAGGGUGACUGACGCUGUGUUCAUAUGCCUCCGUGGAUCCGGUUGGACCCAUUACGUUCUUUGUAGAUUUUUGGAUAUUACUUGCAUAUACUUUUACAAUGGCCCAUAUGAGCAUAUAGUGUACAUGUCAAUAUAUUAAUAGAUUUUGGGAAUUUUGAGCAUCGGUCAUAUGCGGGCGAAUCUUGCGCCACGGGCUCUGGAUUUUCCAGGGCGCUUUGGAAGCAUUCUCAUGUUUCUCAUACUUUGAAGUCUUCACUUCACGCCCCGCAGUAUAUAUAACCGGAUUAUCUUGUCACCAGUCUCGCCAUGCGAAAUAUUCCCUUCCUGUAUUCCUAGGUAAUGUCGGGUUCUAGAUAUUGAUACCACUUAAGGAGGAUGUUUGCGGAUGGGGGUGAGGAAAAUCACACACGCUUUUAAAAUCUAGCAACCAGUCAAGAACGAAAUGGGCUUGGUUGAUUCCCCGGUUAACUUUCUGAGUGAGAUUUGUUGAAAUCUCAUGCCGUUCCCAAGACAUGUUAUACAUCUAAACAGAAAACAAAAAAAUUGACAGGUCGUGGUCUGUAUGAAACUAGAGGGGAAAAUACCAAAACGCCAAAGACCAAGAAGCAACCCCAUC